Molecule: messenger RNA, 987 nt
Organism: Exophiala mesophila
Lineage: Eukaryota; Fungi; Ascomycota; Eurotiomycetes; Chaetothyriales; Herpotrichiellaceae
Exons: 3
Coding region: 1-837 (278 amino acids)
Source: RefSeq, a predicted model, not a curated record
AUGCCUUCCUUCGGCAGACGCCUUCUCGGCGCAGGUUACGUCGUGCUCAAUGUCAUCCGGGCGAUGAACAUCAUUGGCCUUCUCUCAGUCAUCGCGGCAAGCUCGGUCAUGCUGGUCAAGACCUUUAUCAUCUCCAAAUUCUUCUUCUUCGACGCCUGUGAACAUGUGGUCAGGAUCAUUAUGGCCGGCUUCCUGAUCCUGACCGAACUCCCACUCUUCAAGUCGUACAUCUCUCGAAAUUGGCCUCUUUUCAGCCCCCGAUCAGGAUUUGUCAUGCUUGGAUUUGCCAUGAUUUUCCUGGGCAACAGCAUCCUCGGAAAUCUCAACAAAGAAGCGACAAGUCAAGAAAGUCUAGGGAUGGCUUUCUGGCGGUUGGUCAUAGCCUCUGGCAUUAUUGUCUUAGUCCUCGGGCCCAUCAACAUCCUGGCUAGCUACAUUUUUCGAGACCAUAAGAGCCACGUCACAGCUCGACAGGUACGAUCGGACGGUGCCGUUGCCUCUCAUAAAGCGGACGUGGAAGCAUCUACACCCAAGCCACCCAGCCGCAAAAGCCGAUAUCGAUCGUUUCUUCUAGGCAAUCGACGAGAUUCUCUUCCUUCCUACUACUCGGGCAAGACGGCAAAGCACAAUGACAUGGUGCAGACACCAAAAAUUCAUACCGCAAUCUCCAAUCCUUUCUCCCAGGACUCAACCAACUCCAGGGUUGCUCAAAGUCCCGGAGGGUCGAGCUCAAAAUACAGCCACAGCCCCAAAAGCGAGCGAUAUUUCCAGAGCCCUGACAUGAGUCGACCCCAACUUGCACGACAUCCAGCAAUGACCGAUGGACAUGCUUUGUAGUACCGGCAGUCUCUCAACAGUGUCGGACGGUGGGAGUGAGUGGUAAAAAUACGAUUCACGGGGUGGUGGCAGAUGAUUUGCACGGCGUUAUCUCAAUGGGGAUCCUAUCUACGCAAGGCGAAAUGGGGAAUUGGAUGUAGGGCUGAAGCC